CCACGCUCUUCACCGCAGCUGACUUCCGUCCUCAGGGCUCUGAUCUCAGCGCGAGGCCCCGAGUCCACGCAGAGGCGCUCCGAGAGGCUCCAGGCGCGGGCUGAGGACAGACAGUGACCCCGCACCCCCCCCCCCCGCCCGUUCCCCAUCGCACCAUGGUGCAGAGCAUGGACGACCUGGACUUCCGGCUGCCCUCCCACGCCCAGGACAUGCUGGACGGGCUGCGGCGGCUGCGGGCCCUGCCCAAGCUGGCGGACGUCACGCUGCUGGUGGGCGGCCGGGAGCUGCGCUGCCACCGCGGCCUGCUGGCCCUGAGCAGCCCCUACUUCCACGCCAUGUUCGCGGGCGACUUCGCCGAGAGCCUGUCGGCGCGCGUGGAGCUGCGGGACGUGGAUCCCGACGUGGUGGAGCAGCUGGUGGACUUCGCGUACACGGGCCGGCUGAGGGUGACGCGGGGCACGGCGGAGGGCCUGGCGCGCGGGGCGUCGCGGCUGCACUUCCCCGCCGUGCAGAAGGUGUGCGGCCGCUACCUGCAGCAGCAGCUCGACGCCGCCAACUGCCUGGGCCUCUGCGAGUUCGGGGAGCGGCAGGGGCUGCCGGGCGUGGCCGCCAAGGCCCGGGCCUUCCUGCGGGAGAACUUCGAGGCGGUGGCGCGGGGGGACGAGUUCCUGCGGCUCCCCCCCGAGCGGCUGGCCGCCUGCCUGGCGGGCGAGCUGCUGCAGGCGCGGCCGGGGCAGAGCCGGCUGGCGGCGCUGCUGCGCUGGGCGCGCCACGACCCCCGCGCCCGCGCCGCCCACCUGCCCGGGCUGCUCCGCCUGCUGCCCCCCGACGCGGUGCCCGGGCCCUGCGUGCGGCGGCUGCUGGCCACGGAGCCCCUCAUCCGGGGCUCGGAGGCGUGCCGGGAGGCCCUGGCUCGGGGCCGGAGCGCGGUGCCGCCUGGCCUGCCGCAGGAGCUGCAGGAGGUGCUGGUGGUGGUGGGCGGGCAGGCGCUGGAGGAGGAGGAUGAGGGCGGCGGAGAGCCCGCCGCCCCCCUCGGGAACUUUGCCUUCUACAACACCAAGACCAGGAGGUGGAUGGCGCUCCCCGACUUCCCCGACUACCACAAGUGGGGCUUCUCGCUGGCGGCGCUCAACAACGACGUCUACGUCACAGGUGGGUCGGCCGGCGGCCGGGGGGCUGCCGCCAGGACGCCUGGCCAGCCAGUGCCCCCCAGCGGAGCCCCCCGACACCGAUGCUCCCCACUCCGCGGGACCCCCGACCAGCCAGCCAAGACCCCGGACCUCCCUCCCUGCAUGAGGUCCGGGAGGCGUCGACCCAGCAUGGACCGGUGGCUCACGGGGCACCAAGACGGACACCUGGUCGACCACGCAGGCCUGGUGCUUCCUGCUGAAGGAGGCAGCGUGGAAGCCCGUGGCCCCCAUGCCGAAGGCCCGCACCAACCACGCCAGCACCGCGCUCAACGGCGAGAUCUACGUCAUCGGGGGUACCACCCUGGACGUGGUGGAGAUGGAGAGCUACGACCCCUACACAGACAGCUGGACCGUGCUCAGCCCCGCCCUCAAGUAUGUGAGCAACUUCUCGGCGGCCAGCUGCCAGGGCCGGCUCUACCUGGUGGGUUCCAGUGCCUGCAAGUACAACGCCCUGGCCCUGCAGUGCUACAACCCCGUGACAGAUGUGUGGAACGUGAUCACCUCGCCCUUCCUGCCCAAGUACCUGUCCUCCCCCCGCUGUGCCUCCCUGAAGGGGGCGCUCUACCUCAUCGGGGACAACACCAAGAAGAUGUACGUCUACGACCCCGGGGCCAACCUAUGGCAAAAGGUGCAGUCCCAGCACAGCCUGCACGAGAACGGGGGCCUGGUGGCGCUGGGGGACGCGCUGUACGUGACGGGCGGCCGCUGGCAGGACAUGGGCGUCGUCUACCGCGUGGAGAUGGAGGCCUACGACACGGUGCGCGACGCCUGGGCGCGCCACGGCGCCCUGCCCCGCCUCUGGCUCUACCACGGGGCCGCCGCCAUCUUCCUGGACCUCUCCACGUGGACGCGGCGCUUCCCAUCCUCCUGGGAGCGCUGAGACGGGGUGCCGGCCCCCCCACCUUCCCCCCCCCCCCCGCCUCACCCUCGGUGCCCCCCGCCGCCACCAGGGGGCGCCACGGAGACGCCCUGCCGGGAAGGCACCGGACCAGGAGCAAGGCUCCGGGGAAUCGGCCCUCUCCCGCCCUCUCUUCUGCACCCAGACCCAGAUGGGCUGCGGGUUCGGGGCCUUGCUCCCGGCAGGUUCCCGGGAGGAGGGUGACAGGCGCUGGCUGUCUGCCAGCUUCGCCUGCCAGCCACGGUGAAUUGGGGGCACUCGGGGCUGCCCGCGGUUUUGGGGUGCAGGAAGGAGCGCGUGGCGCCCGGCCCGCCCUCGUCUGCGCAGCACAGCUGCCCGCCCCGGCGAUGUUCGCCUCGGGCGCGGUGAGGCCGUCCCAAGCCGAGGGCAGGACCCGCGGGGGGGGGUCCCCAGCACCCCAGCCUCAGGGCGGGGAGGGAAGCGGGGCUGUGCACCCCCUCAGGGGCCCCCCGGGGCUGGGGCGCCGGGAAGCGAGGGCGCCCACCGUCACCGUGUACACAGACGGUGCCUCGUGUUAACGGUUGUGACCACAGGAUAGCUCGAGACCCUGUUUUCUGCCUGAACCUGUGCCCCCCCAUACUGAAAUAAAUAACCCGCCUCCUUGCUCAGACCCCCUAAAAGCCUAACUCCCAACCCACCUCCCCGCACGACCCCCAACCCCGCGGGAAGGCCGCGGCCCCUCGCUGUGCUUCAGUAACCGUUGAGACCCAGCCAGCCUGUGAUUCUCCUCCAGUCCUCACAAAGGGGACCAUGACAAGAGCCGCGGGGUUGCUGCCCGCACCC
Molecule: messenger RNA, 2892 nt
Organism: Perognathus longimembris pacificus (Pacific pocket mouse)
Lineage: Eukaryota; Metazoa; Chordata; Mammalia; Rodentia; Heteromyidae
Gene: Klhl30
Product: kelch like family member 30
Exons: 8
Coding region: 156-2627 (823 amino acids)
Molecular function (GO): protein binding
Source: RefSeq, a predicted model, not a curated record